Molecule: messenger RNA, 1615 nt
Organism: Siniperca chuatsi (mandarin fish)
Lineage: Eukaryota; Metazoa; Chordata; Actinopteri; Centrarchiformes; Sinipercidae
Gene: mterf3
Product: mitochondrial transcription termination factor 3
Exons: 8
Coding region: 156-1433 (425 amino acids)
Biological process (GO): regulation of DNA-templated transcription; mitochondrial ribosome assembly
Cellular component (GO): mitochondrion
Molecular function (GO): double-stranded DNA binding
Source: RefSeq, a predicted model, not a curated record
CCACAAAUAUGUCGUUGUGGUACAUCCCACAUUGUGACACUUCCGGGAUGUCCUUGAGUGAAAAUACACGUGAAACCGGUUGACAUUGCGCGGCUGCUUGGUAGAUGAGGGAGCCGAUUUGAUGUUGAAAUGUUUUGAUUCAGAAGUUAAUCGCCAUGGCUUCAUCCUGUACACAGCUGUGUCUACAAUGCAGACAUCUUCUUCGCUCCAAGAAAGUGGCUGGCACCUGGCAGUAUUCAACUCAAGUUCGCCAUUGCACUACAGUUACAAGGGUACCCACCAAAGUUCUGAAUGCAUCCUCCAUUAUCAAGGGGAAUCACACAACAACUCAGGCAAGACAGCGGUGGAAACAACAGAUGUUCUGUUACAGUGACUUAACUGCCAAACAUCUGGCAAUUGAGUCUAAGGAAGACAAGGAUAUUGAAGAAUUGUCAAGCGCUAAUGUCGUAGCAUACAAGAGACCUCUGCUGCCAAUCAGAGAUGCUGUGCCAGUGACUGAAAGCCAGAUGCCAUUAGAUCUGGAUGCUGCUGAAUUUUCAGCAUUAGAGGAGAUCAGUGAUGAAGAGGCUGUCAGUAUAUCUGUUCCAUCAGCCAUGCCUCCAGCCUCCACCUCUCUUAGAGACUACGUUGACCAGUCAGAGACACUCAGCAAACUGGUACAGCUAGGUGUGAACCUGUGGAAGCUUGAACAAAGGCCCAACGUGGGCUCCAUGCUGCUGAGGCUCAACUUCAACACAGAUGUUGCCCCAAGGCUGCUGUUCCUGAAAGAUAUCGGGGUGGAGGACUCUUGCUUUGGCUAUAUUGUCACGCACAACCCCUUCAUUCUCACGGAGAGUUUGGAAAACCUACAGGCCAGGGUGAAUUAUCUCAAGUCAAAGAAGUUCAGUUCCGAGACUGUUGCAUCCAUGGUGUCCAGAGCGCCGUAUCUGCUUAACUUCAGUGUGAAGAGGCUGGACAACAGACUGGGGUUCUAUCAGCAGCAACUCAACCUCAGUGCUUCUAAUACACGGAACAUUGUAGCUCGUCUACCCAGAUUACUGUGUGGCAGUUUGGAGCCUGUCAAAGAAAAUUUGAAGGUGUGUGGAAUAGAGCUCGGCUUUAAGGAAAAUGAGAUCCAACAGAUAGUUAUUGCCGUCCCAAAAGUGCUGACUGCCAAUAAAAGGAAGCUAACCCAAAUAUUUGACUUGCUCCACAAUACCAUGAAAGUGCCCCACCACCUUAUCACCAAGUUCCCACAGGUCCUCAAUGCCAAGUACCUGCGUAUCAGCGAGCGCCACCUGUUCCUCGAGUACGUUGGAAAGGCUCAGUAUGACCCAACCCUCCCCAACUACAUCUCCCUGGACCGCCUGGUGUCUUUGCCUGAUGAGAUUUUUUGCACUGAGUUGGCUUUGGCCACAUUGGAAGAUUUUUAUUUGUUCCAAAAGACACUUUGAUUCUUCAUGUGGGGACAUUAAAAAGGGCUUCAGAAAACAAGUGGUCAAGCACACAGAAUAAAUACCAUAAUGUCAGAUACGUGCAGACAUGAAAGUCUUUAAACAUAAAGAGCAUCAACUGAGUUUGAAAUACAGUUUGCUUUGUAAAUGUGAUGUUUAAUACAUGUUCACAAUGUAUAUCA